CAUGGAAGCUGUUGAAACUAAAAGUGAACCAAGGACGGGAGCCAAGGCAAAAGGGGAAAACCGUUGCCCCGCCGACAGUUUACACUACGCUACACUACACUACAAACCCUCCUGAGUGCUGCUGGGUGCCCUGCCCUGCCUGUGCUUGCUUGAUUGCCUUGCUUGACCACCACCUGCCUGACAAGGGCCUCCAUAGUACAAUAUCCACACCCACCACCACAACCUAAGCAAGUGGUUCAGUCCACUCGCUCUUAACCUUGUUUCUCACCAUUCCCAUUCGACGGCUCUUCUCCAACAAGAACCCCUCGAUCAACAUUGAUUGACCGCCGCGACACAGGCACGGAGGCCUAAAACAACAUCUCUCCCAAUCUCCUGCUACCAACCAUACUGUGUGCCGACUAACCAAGUGCUUGACCGCCUUGGCCGCCGCAAUCCGCAUUCCUCGCAACACAACACAAGCAAGCCCCCCCGUCACAACCUCAAUUCGCGCUUUCCCAGCACCUUUUGCGACUCCCCAAAACAUUCGAUUGUGUUGUUGCAUCGUCAGUCACCACUCAGUUUUGGCCGAGCCGGAAUCGCAAAAAGUCAGACACGACAACAGGAACACAACAUCCAAUCUCCGCCACUCGCUCCUGAGUUGCCUUCGUUGCGCACUUUCACCCAGACAAUUUCCGCACUGCCGCUUUCUCCCAACUCGGUGUGAGUAAGCUCGUCUGCCUUCAGUGCUGCUUUGUUUUGAAUUCCUUCUUCACAUUUGCACCACAAUCUUUGUUUGCCUGCCUACCCAAGGUCCCCCCCACCGAAGAAUCACCAAAAGAAAAGAAGAAAAAAAAAGAGAGAGAGAGAGAGCAAGCAACAACCAAAAAGCUCCCAACCCGUUUCCGUUCGUUGACGACUUGUCGUUGUUGUUGUUGCUGUGGUUGGCUUGAGGAGAGGCUGUUUGGGAGAAGCGUACGAAACGCCGUACCGUUGCCGGACGCUAGACCACGCCAACUUUAACGCCGUCAGAAACGAAAGAGUUACGGGAGGGGGCGGUGACCGAACACCCAAAAAAAACAAACACCCCUAACUCUCUACAUCCCUCACCUCACCUACCCGCAAAAUACACACGUCAGCCUUGUUAGCAUGUCGUCGUCAAGCAAGUUCCGCAGCUCACACCACUAUCAUUCGCAGUCGGUGUCGUCAAUCCUAGGCAGGCACGAUAGCACCAGCCCCGGCGCAGAACUCCAACGACGACCGACCACCACCUCGUCCUACACAUCCUCUGGUAGCGCCAGCCGACGAGUACCACGCGACAACGGGACGAGAUCGAGCGAUGGGACAGUGAGUACCAUGAUGAGCACCACAUCGUCGACCGGAAGAGAAUCAGCAGCAACUACGGCCAUGACCGAGGGCCCGGCCUACUCCAAGAAGGUGGUGGUCGUGGGCGAUGGCGGUUGCGGAAAGACAUGUCUCCUGAUCAGUUAUAGUCAGGGAUACUUCCCAGAGAAAUAUGUCCCAACCGUCUUUGAGAACUACAUCACCUACCCAACGCAUCCACCGACCGGUAAGACCGUCGAGCUCGCCCUGUGGGAUACCGCCGGCCAAGAGGAAUACGACCGCUUGCGACCGCUUUCAUACCCAGAAACCGACCUUAUUUUUGUCUGCUUCGCCAUUGACUGCCCCAACUCCCUCGAGAAUGUCAUGGACAAGUGGUACCCCGAAGUCCUCCACUUCUGUCCGUAUACACCCCUUAUCCUCGUCGGCCUCAAGUCCGACCUCCGCAAUAAGAAGACGUGCAUCGACAUGCUCAAGACACAAGGUCUCACCCCCGUCACCACCGAACAAGGACUCGCCGUCGCUAAGAAGAUGGGCGCUCAGUACAUGGAGUGCUCAUCAAAGGAGAUGAAGGGUGUAGAGGAGAUUUUUGAGCAGGCCAUCCUCACAGUAGUCGCCAACGACAGGAAAACACUGGAACAGGAAGCCGCGAACGGCAUGCUGGGUGUUGGCGCGGGCUCGGGAAGCGGAAAGGGCAGCGGAAUCUCGUUCAGCAGUGGUGACAAGGCCGGUUCCGGGAUAGGGCCCGUCAAGGCGGCCGGUGUGGGUGGCACGAUUGUCCCGAAAACGAGGAAGAAGAAGAGAAAGUGUGGUAUGAUGUGAGGAAACCAAGGGAAGGAAAACAAGGGAUGAACAGCAGCUAUACAGGAUUCGACAUCCACACCCACUCUACCAAGACCGAGCCGAGCCGAGCUUGACAGCCCGCAUAGCGCAUACCGAUACCAUUACCGAUACCGCUUUUGCAACGGAUGGAGGACACAGCUCUGGAUGGAUGAAACGGUUUGGAUGGUCUGAUGGUUGGAUUGAAACCGACCGAGGAGGAUGUGAUCGAACAAUGUCGAAUUGGCGAUUGAUGCUUGCAUAGCGAAAAGCAGCUGGGUCAAUGGCUAUUACAUGGCGAAUUUGGUGUUGUUCGUUUGCUGUAAGGGAGUACAAGGAGGGGAAAGGAGGCAAGAAACAUGGUGACAAGGGAAAGGAAGGAAGACGAAAGGGGAAAGGGGAGGGAAGGUAAUGACACCUGACUGGACUGGCAUGCAUGCAUGAUUUGCAACGAACUACAACCACACACUUACACACUACACUACACUUACUACGGCUACACUACCUUAUUACUCGUUUUAUUUUCUGUCUUACUUUCUGUCCGUUUUCUCUUACACAUUUUCUUUAUCAUUGCAGUUAGCUUCUCUUGUUCCUGUUUUGGUUUUGCUGCUACCUCAUCUUCUUUUUACUCAUCUAGAGGAAUGAGGGGAGGAGCCUUCUCUGUUCUCGUCGUAUUCCCUGCCUAGGUUUCACAUGGGGGAACAUUUCUCAUGCGGCGAUGGCGGCAUAGCAUAAGCGGCGUGCGUGACUCGAAAAGAAAGAGUUCGGUUACUGGCUUGCUACUUCAUUUUUGAGUUCCCGUUGGUUUGUACGUAUACCUUUCCGUGUCCGUGUUAGGUUUGAUACCUGCGUAGGAUAGUGCAGUGGAGAGACAAUCAAAGGAGAGAGCCGAAGCAACGAAUGACAAUAGCAAAAUAUUUGUUAUUGGCAUUGACGUUGCAUGAGAACUUAUCCCUG
This is a messenger RNA of Neurospora crassa OR74A, 3093 nucleotides long. RefSeq names its product rho1 (gene rho-4). The transcript has 3 exons. Lineage: Eukaryota; Fungi; Ascomycota; Sordariomycetes; Sordariales; Sordariaceae. Gene Ontology annotation, biological process: small GTPase-mediated signal transduction. The record is from RefSeq and is a predicted model, not a curated record. Gene Ontology annotation, molecular function: GTPase activity; GTP binding. Bases 1126 to 2139 code for a protein of 337 amino acids.